Messenger RNA from Gongylonema pulchrum, 582 nucleotides. NCBI's taxonomy places the organism in Eukaryota, Metazoa, Nematoda, Chromadorea, Rhabditida, Gongylonematidae. The record is from the annotation of a GenBank genome assembly.
AUGGGAAGUAAUUAUGUUCGAGCUGCUAUUGAUGCGCCAACAACAAGCGGAGUAGACACAUCCACUGCGGUCGCAGCAGCAGCAGCAGGAGCAGCAACAGCACCGGAAACAACGGGACCGGUACCAAUGGAAACGGAUGAAGUGAAAACCACACCUGCUGAAACUGCUAAAGUUCCUACGCCGCUAAAAUCAGAAUCCACUGAAACGGCUGUUGCGGCUGUGCCCGGAGAUUCAGAAGAGCAAAAAAGUGAAGAGAAGAAGACUGGAGCGGAUACUGAGGGAGCACAAGAAUCUGUCAGUUUUGAAAAGGAUAAAGUUGUCUGUGAACGAUUACGAUCAAUUUUGUGCGGUGAACAAACAAUAAAACAUCAUAUGCAAUUUCUGAUCAAAAACAACCAUACAGAUAUGCUAAUUCUGAAGCAAACCAAAGAAAGUGUGCGUACAGCAUCGACACAUAAUGCAACUGGUCAUGAGGCGAAUGCAUUAAAGCUACUGGAUCCGUAUUUGCCGAAAGGUGAAGCUGAUCAGUUUGGUUUCAAAGAAGGUGGUUCAUUAUAUGCCUAUGGUAAGCCUUUCAGCUAA